Molecule: messenger RNA, 291 nt
Organism: Drosophila erecta
Lineage: Eukaryota; Metazoa; Arthropoda; Insecta; Diptera; Drosophilidae
Exons: 1
Coding region: 1-291 (96 amino acids)
Source: RefSeq, a predicted model, not a curated record
AUGGACGCGCACUCCACAGCCGUCGCCAUUAAAGAUAUGGAACUGGAUUUCGCCGAGUAUAUGGAUGAGCACGGAAAAUUGGAGAAAGUGGGUCAGCCUGAGUACUUGGUGGCGAUGGUGCGGCGCCUGCAGGCGAACCACGUGUGGAUCCGGGAGCAGCUGACUCACCUGCAGCGCCGCCUGGUGACUCGUCGGUUGGACAGGCAAAGAAGCCUCUACGAGGGAAAGGAGCGGCUGCAGCGACUGCUCCUGAGCCUGCAGGUAAAAUACGGACGCCACUGGGCGCUGUAG